Salpingoeca rosetta is the source of this 3028-nucleotide messenger RNA. RefSeq lists its product as uncharacterized. The record is from RefSeq and is a predicted model, not a curated record. Lineage: Eukaryota; Choanoflagellata; Craspedida; Salpingoecidae. Bases 256 to 2400 code for a protein of 714 amino acids. Gene Ontology annotation, cellular component: cytoplasm; nucleus. The transcript is spliced from 13 exons.
UUGCUUGCUUGUCUCACUCGACCAGUGAUCCCUUCCUCCUCGUGUGUCGAUCACUUGUGGCCAGCCGUCCCCCUUCCUCACUCGCCUUUGUGCACACUUGACGUGCCGCGACGCUCGACUGGUUUCUUCGUGGGAGCACGGUUGCACGCGGGCGCAACCAGAAAACCAGGACAGCCGUUCUCACGUGACGUGUGUGUGUGAGUGUUGCAGGACUCAGCUACAGCACAGCACACGCACGGAGCGCAGCAGGCAGCCAUGGCAGAGCAUGUGGAUGACGACGAUGACAUGUCUCCGUCCCUGCCUCGCAUCUUAAAGGCUGUUGACGCAACCCAGCUCGGGAGUGUGGAGACCGAAAAGGGCGAGUUUGUCAUCGACAACCUCGGAGAACUACUGCUUGUCGCACAGAGCCAGCUGUCGGAACGGCGCCUCGAUCCCUUGAGCGAUGCCUUCAAACAGGCAUGGGAGAUGUACUGCAAGGCGCACUCGACACUGAUUGUGUCGAAGGAUGUAAUCAACAAGGCAAGCACUGACCACAUCCCCUGUGUGAGCUGCCGCCGUGCCGUGACCAAGCUCAUCAACACCCUCGCCUCACCAGAGGCCCAGAAGCGCACCACCAUCGACGGUUCCAUCGAGCCGCUGGCAAUUGAACCGUCUGGCCGAGCACAUCUGAACGCAGACGUGCUCAAAAACUUGGAGCAGACGCACCACGCCCUUUGCAUCGACAAGCGGUCGCUCGACAUGAAGCUGCGCGGCCAGCGGUGUGAGCUGCAUCGCGUGGAGUCGCAGUUCACCUUUGAGGGCAGCGACAACAUCUUCUGGCUCGACUUUUGGCCAGACGUGCCCCACCUGUGCAAGGAGAAGAUUAUGACGUUCAAGGUGCAGGGCGUGGAGGAUGCGCUCACGGUCCACCUCGAGAAGCUCUGCAGCCGAUGCAAAGACGCGGUGAACGACGCAUUCACAGUCUUUCAGGAGAUGCGUUGGAGCGAGUACGAGAGCUCUGCGCAGUUUUACGAAGAAACAAAAUACGAUCCAAUCAUCUUUGAGGGCCUGUCAUACAACCGCCUGGCAAAGGUCGUCCAUGUCUGCGCCGAGCGUGACUACCUCGUCGAGAUUAUCAACUUUUCGCGGCGGGAGGCUGUGCGAACGGACCGGCACGCGGAGUCGAACGAGAAGGCGCAAACGGAGAUUGUCAUCAUGAUGGGCAAGCUCGUCUGGCAGCGCCUCUUCGACCUCUACCGCGGGCUGCGACUUGGCAACCAGACGCUGAUGAUGACGUAUGAGCUGCUGGCGUCGUGUCUCCACUCGCGCCUGACCAGCAUCGCCUCGGCGAAGAGUGCUGCAAAGGCGUAUGAGCUCCUGAUGGAGAUGGAGAUGGAUGAAAAGUCAAAGAAGAAGAAGAACAAGCAGCAGCAACAAGGCAAGAAGAAGAAGCAGGGCCGCAAGGGUAAACAACAGCAGCAGCAACAGCAGCAGCAGCAGCAGCAGAAAGGUGCAAAGUCCAAAGCGUCGAGUGGCGACGCCGCGUCAGCCGCGUCGUCAUCGUCUUCUUCAUCCCAGCAGAAGCAGCAGCAACAGCAGCAGCAGCAGCAGCAGCAGCAGAAACACAAGCGGCCCCUCACGCCAGAGACGGUGGCGGCGAAUUGGGAGAGCAAGAUGAUUGAGCCGUCGGACGAGCGGCACGCCCCGCCAGGCGGCACCAAGGGGAAGAAACAUCCGAACCACGCACCAGCCGCAGCAGCAGCAGCAGGAGGCACAUCGAACAAGGGCUCCAAGAAGAACAACAGCAGUGGUGGCAGUGGGGCCAACGGCAGCGCCUCAGGUCAACCGAAGCAUCGCAAGACGCGAGAUGGGAGCGGCAGAGGUGGUGGUGGCGGCGGAGGUGGCGGUGGGGGUGGUGAUGAUGAUGAUGAGGACGCAGCCGCAGCUGAUGGCGACGGCGAUGGCAGCGGCAGCUAUGUUGAUGCUGCUGGGAUCCGGCGCACGAAGCACGGGUACGUGGACUACGACGAGCGCGUGACGAUGGCCGUCAACCUUGGCCACCACACCGUGCUGACCAUGCCCUUUCCCUCAAUCCUGUUUGUCGACGACGACACUGGCGAGGAGGUGGAGGAGCCUGUGGUUGAUGAGGAAGAGGAAGAGGAAGAGGAAGGUGCUGCUGCGGUAGUGCUGUGCGACGCCGUGUUGCCCUCUGCCGUCACUCCACGCGAGCGCAGGCUCCUUACCGCCAUGGGCUGGCCCGGAUACGAAAAGAUGACGCGUGAGGACCGUAUUGCUGCGCGAGAGCUGGCAGUUCUCCUGGAACACCACUUUGACCACUUCAAGGCGGAGCAACUUCAUGGCCGGGAGGCGAUUGCCGUCUGCUUUGACCAUUUCCUGUCGCAGCUGCAAGCCGGGCACUGAGCGGGGCUGGCGGUGGUGAUGAUGAUGGUGAUGGUGAUGGUGAUGAUGGUGAUGGUGAUUUGUUACUAUCGUCGUCGUUGUCGCUGGUGUUGUUGGUCGUGGGUGGUCCGUGGUCGCCGUUGUUACGAGUGCCCCUGCCUUCAUCGUCGUCGUUGUUGUCGUGAUGAUGAGCUUGAUGAUGAGCUUGAUCUUCCACCGGCGCCCAUCCGCCGCGUGCCCCACUCUAUUUGCACCCGCAAGAGUCCGUCCAUAUGUUCAUUGGAGUUUUAGAUUCUUCCUCGCUCGCGUGUUUUGCUUUUGGUUUUGCUCGCAAGCUUUUGCGUGCGUCUGCAGUGAAGGUUACGCACCUCUUUCCUCUCGUGCUUCCUUCUCCUGCUUUCUUCUCCUCCCCUCUUUCUUUCUUUCUUUUUUGCUGCUUCUCGCACCCCUCUGCUUUGCGUUUGUCAUACGGGCUUACACUUGCCCUCUUCUUCUCUUCUUUGUAAUCUGUUCUUCACUAUCCUCGGCAUACCAUGCCGUGUCAUGCUGCUUGAUCGCUUGCUGGUUUGUCCUUCUGCACCCCCCCCCCCCUUUAUCUUCCCUCUUUCCCUUCCCUCUUUCUCUUCCUCUCUUUCUCUCUCCCCCCCCC